This is a messenger RNA of Telopea speciosissima, 1261 nucleotides long. Its product is annotated as probable aldo-keto reductase 2. The record is from RefSeq and is a predicted model, not a curated record. Lineage: Eukaryota; Viridiplantae; Streptophyta; Magnoliopsida; Proteales; Proteaceae. Bases 91 to 1113 code for a protein of 340 amino acids. The transcript is spliced from 5 exons. Gene Ontology annotation, cellular component: cytoplasm.
GUGGGCAUUGGGGGCUCAGGGUUGGUCGCUUCUUCUUUGUUUGCAGUUCUCAGGCGAUCUAUCAGUUUGUUCAGGGUUCAAAAUUCAGAAAUGGGUAGUUUAAGGAAGAUCAAGUUGGGUUCUCAAGGGCUAGAGGUAUCAGCCCAAGGACUGGGCUGCAUGGGCAUGUCUGCCUUCUACGGCCCUCCAAAGCCAGAGGAAGACAUGAUAACUCUCAUCCACCACUCCAUCAACAGUGGCAUCACCUUCCUCGACACCUCUGACAUCUACGGCCCCUUCACCAACGAAAUUCUUCUCGGAAAGGCUUUGAAGGGAUUGAGAGAGAAAGUUCAGUUAGCUACCAAAUUUGGGAUUGGAGUUGUAGAUGGGAAACGGGAGGUGCGUGGGGACCCUGCUUAUGUGAGGGGAGCCUGCGAGGCCAGCUUGAAGAGGCUUCAAGUCGAUUGCAUCGAUCUCUACUACCAGCACCGGGUUGAUACUCGAGUUCCCAUUGAAGUCACUAUUGGAGAACUGAAGAAACUAGUUGAAGAGGGGAAGAUAAAGUAUAUAGGGAUGUCUGAGGCCUCUGCUUCAACAAUCAGAAGAGCACAUGCCGUUCACCCAAUUACAGCUGUUCAACUGGAGUGGUCAUUAUGGACAAGAGAUGUAGAAGAAGAUAUAAUUCCUACUUGUAGAGAACUUGGAAUAGGCAUUGUUGCAUACAGUCCUUUGGGAAGAGGUUUCUUUUCAUCGGGGGCCAAGCUUGUUGACAAUUUGUCUGAUGAUGACUUUCGUAAGAAUCUACCAAGGUUCCAAACUGAAAAUCUUGAGCAAAAUAAACGUAUAUUUGAACGCGUGAAUGGGAUUGCCAUGAAGAAGGGAUGCACCCCUUCACAGCUCGCUUUGGCAUGGGUCCAUCACCAGGGAGAUGAUGUCUGUCCAAUACCAGGAACUACCAAGAUUGAAAAUCUCAACCAAAAUAUUGGAGCUUUGUCCGUGAAACUUACACGAGAAGAAAUGGCAGAGCUUGAAUCCUUAGCUUCAGCUGAUGACAUUAAGGGUGAUAGAUAUCCAUCCAUGAUGGCGACUUGGAGAAAUUCAGAGACUCCAGACCUUUCUUCAUGGAAGAGUUGAUGGAAGACAUACUUGUUGCUUUUACUGUAAUGUUGUCCUUCUAAAUUUCCUGUGUGGCUUCUUGGAGUCUUCGAAGUGUGUUUAAGAGUUUUUAGACUCAUAAUUUUGAUUCCUCAUCUUAUGGUUGACCAAUAAAUUUAAUUUUCCA